This is a messenger RNA of Eptesicus fuscus (big brown bat), 1257 nucleotides long. RefSeq names its product golgin-45-like. NCBI's taxonomy places the organism in Eukaryota, Metazoa, Chordata, Mammalia, Chiroptera, Vespertilionidae. Gene Ontology annotation, biological process: Golgi to plasma membrane protein transport; Golgi organization. The record is from RefSeq and is a predicted model, not a curated record. Gene Ontology annotation, cellular component: Golgi membrane.
UCCCAGAGGUUAUUCAGUAGAAGUCUUGGGGUGCAUUUUCAUUGAUUAAAAAUGACUACUCUUGGGAGUUUAGAAACUAAAGUCACUCUGACUUCAACCCCAAUCCGAGGAGGAGAUGGAAUGGAAACAGAGGAUCCACCUAAGUCUGUUGAAGUCACCUCUGCAGUCCAGCCUAUAAAACCCCACGUCCUUCUGAGUCCACGAAGGAGGAAAGCAGUCGCACCAGAGAGCCCAGGAGUCCUGCAGCUGGGCAAGAUCUUCACUGAGAAAGUGGUGGAAGUCGAAGCUGUAAGAAUAUUGGUUCCCAAAGCUGCUAUCACCCACGUUAUCCCCAACAAAAAUGCCAAGGGUAAGCCUCUCGGACAUCAGAAAGGGGAGCUCUCUGGUCAGUCCCAGAGAGCUGCCGAGCCCCGGAAGGAGCUCACAGAGGUGAAAAGCACCCUGGAGAAGCUCAGGAACUCGGAAAGGAGGCUGCUGCCGGACCGACAGGGCCUUUCCAACCAGCUCCGCGUGCAGACGGAGGUCAAUCGUGAGUUAAAAAAGCUGCUGGUGGCUUCUGUUGGUGAUGAUCUUCAGUAUCACUUUGAACGUCUAGCCCGUGAGAAAAAUCAGCUUAUUUUAGAAAAUGAAGUCCUAGGUCAGAACACAGCUCAGCUUGCCGAGCAGUUAGAACGAAUGUCAAUACAGUGUGAUGUGUGGUGAAGCCAAUUCCUCGCGAGCAGGGUCAUGGGAGUUAACCAAUUCCAGGGCAGUUCUGCAGCGUCAGUUCAGCACCGGGACACGCAGGGUGCUCUCCAGGAACUCCUGAGUGAGCGGGAGCAGCUUUGCCAGGGAAUGAAAGCCACCCACACUUUACUGAAGGAGCUCCUGGUCUCCUUGCAGUGGGGAAGAGAGCAGACGUACUAUCCUAGCACCCAGCCUCACAGCACAGCAGAACUAGCGUUAACCAAUCACAAGUUGGCAAAAGCAGUAAAUGCUCAUCUUCUGGGAAAUGUUGGAACUAACAGUCAAAAAAAGAAUCCACCAACAGUUGAAUUCUGCAGCAUCCCAGCGGAAAAAAUGGCUGAAACGGUGUUACACAUUUUGGACCCAGCUACCAGUACAGAAAGCUCACCUGAUAAUCCGUUUUCUGAGUACUCACCAACCACCUUACUUGCUACAAAGAAAAAUAUUGGGCAAUUUCAUCCCUGUACUAGAUAUGAAAACAUCACCUUCAACUGCUGCAACAACUGCCAGGAGGAACUUAUUGCCCUUUAA